GCUACAGCCACACACUGACCACAGUCAGUCAGCGAACCGCAGGUGUGCGUUUACAGUACCGCAUGUUCCCAGCCCACCUCCCCGGACUUUAAUCGUGAUCUUUCUUUUAGUGUUUAUAGCAUUUUUUUUACCAUGUUGUGGACGGCGAACACGAUCAUGAGGAAAUUCUCCUCGAGCUCUGCUUACUACCAAAAUAAGCUGAAGUUGGCCCUGAUUGGCCAGAGCUUGUUUGGACAGGAAGUGUACACAAACCUCCGCAAGCAGGGCCAUAAAGUGGUGGGCGUAUUCACAGUUCCUGAUAAGGACGGCAAGGCGGACCCCCUGGCGGCGGUGGCGGAGAAGGACGGGACGCCGGUGUUUAAGUUCCCACGGUGGCGGGUGAAGGGUAAACCCAUCCCAGAGGUGGUGGAGGCGUACAAAGCUGUGGGCGCCGAGCUGAACGUCAUGCCCUUCUGCUCCCAGUUCAUUCCUAUGAAUGUGAUCGACUUCCCCAAACAUGGAUCCAUCAUUUACCACCCCUCCAUCCUGCCCAGACACAGAGGAGCCUCAGCCAUCAACUGGACACUAAUCGAGGGUGAUAAGAAAGCAGGAUUUAGUAUAUUCUGGGCUGAUGAUGGUUUGGACACUGGCCCCGUCCUACUGCAGAAGGAAUGUCCAGUAGAGCCCAACGAUACAGUGGAUACACUUUAUAACCGCUUCCUGUUUCCAGAAGGCAUCAAGGCCAUGGUAGAAGCUGUACAGCUCAUUGCAGAUGGCAAAGCUCCCAAGAUCCCUCAGUCUGAAGAAGGAGCCAGCUAUGAAGGAAUCCAAAAGAAAUCCAAUGCUAAGGUGAAUAUGGCUCAGCCGGCAGAGGCCAUCCAUAACUGGAUCCGUGGUCAUGAUAAAGUUCCGGGUGCCUGGGUUGUCAUUGAUGGAAAGCCGGUAACGCUGUACAGCUCAUCGAUGCUGAGCGGGUCGUUGCCUGCAGGUCAGCCAAUAGAGGUGGAGGGGGCGUCUCAGCCUGGGCUCAUUGCCAAAUCUGGGAUUGUUCUUUUCGGGUCUGAUGGAAAAGCGCUUCAGGUGAAGAACCUGCAGUUUGAGGAUGGAAAGAUGAUUCCUGCAUCCAAAUACUUCUCAUCAGAGGAGACCGCCAGUUUGGAUCUCACAGACGAUGAGAAGGAAAUGGCAGAGGAGAUCAGGGCGAUAUGGAAGGGUAUUCUGAGUAAUGUUCCAGGUAUUGACGAAACUACCGAUUUCUUUAAGUCUGGAGCUGCUUCUAUGGAUGUAGUCAGAUUGGUGGAGGAGGUGAAGCAGAAAUGCGGAGGAGUGCAGCUUCAGAAUGAGGACGUCUACAUGGCCACCACCUUCCAGAGUUUCAUCCAGAUGUUCGUCCGACGCCUGCGUGGAGAAGACCAGGAGGAGGAGCUGGUCAUCGAUUAUGCAGCAAAAGAUGUCAAUAACAUGACUGUGAAAAUGCCCUAUCAGUGUUUCAUUAAUGGCAAUUUUGAAAACGCAGAAGAUGGAAAGACAUACAACACGGUGAACCCCACUGACGGCUCGGUGAUCUGCAAGGUGUCAUAUGCGUCAGUGGCAGAUGUGGACAGAGCGGUUAGUGCAGCCAAAGAGGCCUUUUAUAACGGACCCUGGGGUAAAAUGAACCCCCGUGACCGCGGCCGGCUACUCUACCGUGUGGCUGACCUGAUGGAGGAACACCAGGAGGAGUUGGCCACUAUUGAAGCGAUUGACUCGGGUGCCGUUUAUACCCUGGCCUUGAAAACACACGUAGGCAUGUCCAUUCAGACCUUCAGAUACUUUGCUGGCUGGUGUGACAAGAUCCAGGGCUCAACGAUACCCAUCAAUCAGGCCAGACCCAAUCGCAACCUCACCUUUACAAAGAAAGAGCCUCUGGGUGUGUGUGCCAUAGUGAUUCCCUGGAACUACCCACUUAUGAUGUUGGCGUGGAAGAGUGCAGCCUGUCUGGCGGCGGGAAACACACUUGUCUUAAAACCUGCUCAGGUAACCCCACUAACUGCACUGAAGUUUGCUGAGUUGACAGUCAAAGCUGGCAUUCCGAAAGGAGUUAUCAACAUUGUUCCAGGAUCAGGUGGUCUGGUCGGGCAGAGGAUGUCCGAUCAUCCUGAUAUCCGUAAGCUCGGUUUCACAGGCUCUACACCCAUUGGCAAACAGAUCAUGAAAAGCUGUGCGGUCAGUAAUUUGAAGAAGGUGUCUCUGGAGCUGGGUGGUAAAUCUCCCCUCAUCAUCUUCAGUGACUGCGAUAUGGACAAAGCAGUGAGAAUGGGGAUGAGUUCUGUUUACUUCAACAAAGGAGAGAACUGUAUCGCUGCGGGCCGGCUGUUUGUUGAAGAGUCCAUCCAUGACGAGUACAUCAGGAGAGUGAUCGAGGAAAUCAAGAAGAUGAAGAUCGGAGAUCCUUUGGACCGCUCCACAGAUCACGGACCUCAGAACCACAAGGCCCACCUGGACAAGCUGGUGGAGUACUGUGAGAUCGGCGUGAAGGAGGGAGCCACACUCGUCUGCGGUGGGAGACAGGUGGACAGGCCAGGUUUUUUUAUGGAGCCCACAGUCUUCACAGACGUAGAGGACCACAUGUUCAUCGCCAAAGAGGAAUCAUUUGGCCCUGUUAUGGUGGUAUCCAAAUUCAAAGAUGGUGAUGUAGAUGGAGUUCUGAGCAGAGCAAAUGACACCGAGUUCGGUCUGGCCUCUGGAGUCUUCACGCGUGACAUCAACAAGGCCAUGUACGUGAGCGAGAGACUGGAGGCGGGAACCGUGUUCGUCAACACCUACAACAAGACCGACGUGGCGGCUCCCUUUGGAGGCUUCAAACAGUCCGGGUUUGGGAAAGACCUUGGUGAGGAAGCCCUGCACGAGUACCUGCGGACUAAAGCUGUGACGGUGGAGUAUUGAAGGAAACCUGGGACGGUAAAAAGACUGCAUGGCCCGUGACUGCAGCCCGAAGUGUUUCGCUUUGGCUUGAAGCAGGUUUGAUAGGAAAUCCAGAGCAUAUCCUGCCGUGACUACACUGAUGUGCCUACAUUUUACAUCACUCUUUUUUUCUGGGAAUGUUUGGAGCGGGACAAAUGCUGGCUUGCCAGUCUACACUGGCGAACAACAUUUUUAAAAAUGGAAAGACAAAAGAC
Rhinichthys klamathensis goyatoka is the source of this 3137-nucleotide messenger RNA. RefSeq names its product aldehyde dehydrogenase 1 family, member L2 (gene aldh1l2). The coding region runs from base 133 to 2904 and encodes 923 amino acids. The transcript has 22 exons. Gene Ontology annotation, cellular component: cytoplasm. Gene Ontology annotation, biological process: 10-formyltetrahydrofolate catabolic process; biosynthetic process; one-carbon metabolic process. Gene Ontology annotation, molecular function: formyltetrahydrofolate dehydrogenase activity; aldehyde dehydrogenase (NAD+) activity. The record is from RefSeq and is a predicted model, not a curated record. NCBI's taxonomy places the organism in Eukaryota, Metazoa, Chordata, Actinopteri, Cypriniformes, Leuciscidae.